Molecule: messenger RNA, 3346 nt
Organism: Trichosurus vulpecula (common brushtail)
Lineage: Eukaryota; Metazoa; Chordata; Mammalia; Diprotodontia; Phalangeridae
Gene: TC2N
Product: tandem C2 domains, nuclear
Exons: 12
Coding region: 116-1564 (482 amino acids)
Cellular component (GO): nucleus
Source: RefSeq, a predicted model, not a curated record
AGCAGAAUGGACAGCAUUGACUUCACGUCAAGAAAAGGAAGCAUUGGUCCUUCCCUCUGAUAAAUUUACAUUUGGAAACUUGUUUUUAUUGCUAUGAUACUGGAUACUCAAAGUAAUGGCGACAGAAUUUAUAAAAAGCUGCUGCAGAGGCUGUUUCUAUGCUUCCACAGAAAAAGACAUGAAAGCACCAGCCCCAGAAGGACAAAAUGUUACAUGUCUACCUCCAAUGUCUUCAGUGUCUGUUAAACGUCAGGUUGGCUGUACUGAGGAUUAUCUCCUUUCCAAAAUUCCAUCUGAUGGAAAAGAAGUGCCUUUCAUUGUGCCCAGAUUUAAAUUAUCUUAUAUUCAACCGAAGACUCAAGCAACUCCCUCACAUAUGGAGGAACUCCAAGGUUCCGCCAGAGCCUCUUUUAGGGAUCGAAAAACAGAACUUUGUAGUUCACCCUUGGAUGGAUCAAACUAUGACAUAUAUAAUCCAGUCUUCAUGCAUCAGCAUGUAUCACCUGACCUAACUAGGCGGUUUCCUCCCAACGCUGAAGCUCUGAGGCUGUAUGGGUCAGUUUGUGACUUAAGGAACCCCAAAACACCUGGGUCUCCUGGACUAAGCAAGUCUAUGUUUGAUCUUACAGGUUCAUCACAGCGAUUCAUGCAAAGAUAUGAUUCACUGUCAAGUAUACCAAGCAGUUCGUCUUCAAGGAAGAAUUCUCAGGGCAGUACUCGAAGCCUGGAUACAAUCACAUUAUCCGGAGAUGAAAGAGAUUUUGGAAGAUUGAAUAUAAAAUUGUUCUAUAAUUCUUCAGUAGAACAGAUUUGGAUCACGAUUCUACAGUGCAGAGAUUUGAGUUGGUCUUCCAGUUAUGGAGAAAACCCUACUAUUUCUAUAAAAGGAAUAUUAACUUUGCCCAAACCGGUACAUUUCAGAUCUUCAGCCAAAGAAGGAUCCAGUGUUAUUGAAUUUAUGGAGACUUUUGUAUUUGCUAUUAAACUCCAGAGCCUGAAAACUGUUAGGCUGGUAUUUAAGAUCCAAACCCAGACUCCCAGGAAGAAAACCAUUGGAGAAUGCUCAUUAUCUCUUAGAGAACUUAGCAUACAGGAAAAGGAUUACUGUUUGGAUAUAACACCUCCCUCAAAAAUUUCAGUGUGUCACGCAGAACUUGAGGUGGGAACUUGUUUUCAAGCAGUUAACAGCAGGAUUCAGUUACAAAUUCUUGAAGCCCAACACCUUCCAAGCUCAUCCACUCCUCUAACUCUGAAUUUCUUCGUGAAGGUGGCAAUGUUUAGUUCAACGGAUUUGAUUUACAAGAAGAAGACUCGUCUGCUAAAAUCCAACAAUGGAAGAGUAAAGUGGGGAGAAACAAUGAUUUUUCCAUUUACACAGAAUGAGAAAGAAAUUAAUUUUCUCAUCAAGCUUUAUAGUCGGAGCUCAGUAAGAAGAAAACACUUUGUAGGACAGAUUUGGAUAAGUGAGGACAGCAACUGUGUUGAAGCUGUGAACCAAUGGAAAGAAACGAUUGCAAAUCCAGAAAAGGCUGUUAUCAAAUGGCACAAAUUACAUCCGUCUUGAAGAUCUUAAACAAUGAGUUUGCUAGAGGACUUUAGAAUUCUUGUAGAAAAUAUUUGUGAUUUCAAAAAUUUAAAAUCAUUUUUGAAAAGGAAAACCAUUGUCUUUCACGACACUCUUCAUGUCGUUAAACCUAAUAAAUAAUGAUUGUUACCAGAAAAGAAAGAUUUGUGCAAAAUAUGUCAGAACUAUGGGAAGACAGGCAAUAAAAUGACUGGUAGGUAUUAGUAGGGCGACACAAUAUAGUUCAAAUUAGAUGAGAACACCAAAUCCAGAUCUUGCUCCUCUGUAUUUGCCAUUUUCCUAAAGAUCUAUUUUCAAAGCUUAUAUGUUGAAAUCAAGUCUCGGAUAACACUUAGUAUGAGAUUGUAAGGCUUUUGCUGCCAAAUACUUCAGUCAUUGUAAUCACUGACUGUCUCUGUUUUGUGGAAUAUCUUCACAUACAUACUUUCUCCCAAAAGGCCAAAUAUAUUUAAUGAAAUACUUUUCCCCUGACUUUUUCAUUUUCUGUGUAUUUGAAGAAAAUUUGACUCAUAUUUUGUAAUCUCUUUAUUCAUAAUGCAUGACAUUGCCACUUUGUAAGAGCUAUGUGAUCUCCAAAAGCUAAUGAGCCUUUGCUCUCUGAAAUAAGAACUUAAGGAAACUAAAUUAAUCCUCAGAAGAUUGAAAUUUAAUUGAAGAUCUAGAAUCCAUGGAUUUUAGGUUUUUUCCCAAUUUGGCCAAAUGUCUGUGCUUUCAUCCUUCAAGUAUUUUACUGCUCAUUUGGUAUUAAGUUAAAAUGAGAUCAGCAUCCAUGUGGCCAGUCCUAAUUAAAAGAAUGAAGUGAGGAUAAGUGGAAAACUCAGCAUUUGACAUAAAUCAUUUCCAUGUUGUUUUUUUUAAAACAUGAAUCACUUUUCCUGUGAGUUGGAAUAUUUUCCUGUGUUUCCAUACAGGCAGACACAGUUAUACAAAGCUACAAGUAAAUAUUUAUUGUUGGAACUUGUUCUCAAGUGUUCAUUAGAAUAUAUUGGAUAAGAAAUUUCAUCUUAGUUGGACAUAGGAGUUGCUGGCAGAGAGAGAGAGAAAACUGUCUUUGGUCAUAAUAGCAUCUUGAAUAUGAAGAUCUUGGGGAGAAAACCCCCAAAACUCAUGGUUUUGGUUAUUGGUAAUGUAGACCAAGUGCUCUGCAAUCAUUUUGGUUUGUUCUCUUGACAGCUGGUAAUUAUUUUAGAAAGUAUGAGCAUUCUGCCACAACUCAGCCACAUACUUCCCUUUUCAUUCCACGUAUCCUUGUACAGCUCAUUAAUUAUUCUUACAAACUCACUUGUUACAAUACAUAUUUCCCACUUCAGCACUGGUUUUCAUUGCCUUUUCCUUUUUCCUCAAAAUGUAUUAUAUUCCCUUCACUCCCCCUGCCUUUUACUCCUUCACCUUAUUCUUUGCAGCAUUCACUGUACUGUACAAGGGCAUUAGGGAUGGUGGUGGGAGGAAUUCCCUGACAUCAUACACGCUAACCAAUCAUUUUUUUAUUUUGGGGAAGAUGAUCAUAGAAAGGACAGUGUUCACCUUGACUUUUUAAGAAGAGAUGCCAUUUUGUUACUAUUCCAUAUUUCUUUUUAGAAAUUAGAAUUAUGUUAAUGCAUGCUAUAGAAGUAUGCAAAUAGAUAAAUUUGAAGAAAAUUAUUUUAGCAGUUUUGUGUUAUCUGUUAAUGUUAAUUAUUACCAUUUUGUGCAUUUGUUAAUGAAUUUCAGUCAGAUCUUUGUCUUUUAUUUAAUGUCUUUGCUCUUCUAUUUGUAUCCCCA